AUGCAAAAACAAAAAACUCCGGUGCAGACUUGGGAUGACUUUGUAAAAGCAUUUCGUGCGAAAUAUGUCCCCCCUGUCUACUGUGAUGCAAAGAAAAACAAGUUUCUGAAUUUAAGACAAGGGAGUAUGUCUAUUGCAGAGUAUCAACAAAAAUUUUAUAGGCUUUCUCGCUAUGCUGGAGGUAUUAUUGAUGGUGAAAGAGACAAGUACAGAAAAUUUGAAGAAGGUUUGAAUGAUUACAUUCGAAAAUCUGUGGCAAUCUUGCAACUUGAGGAUUUUUCCAAGCUAAUUUCAGCUGCUCUUACUUGGGAAAGAAUUGACAAGGAAGAAGCUAGUAGGAGAGAAAACAAGUUUAGGAAAGGUAAUUCAGAUUAUGACGGUCCAUCCAAGAAGGGAAAGUUUGACUAUUCCAAGACUGAAAGUGCACAGAAGUCAUCAUAUCAUAAGCAGAAUAAGCCAAAUUUCUCUACUGCUAAUACUCCAAGUUAUGUCCAAGGCAAAACUUAUACACCUACUUGUACACAAUGCGGAAAGAAUCACUAUGGUGCCUGCAGAAGAGCUUCUGGUGCUUGUUUUAAUUGUGGAGGUAAGGAUCAUAAAGUGAAGGAUUGUCCUAAUCCUAAUCCUCUUUCUUAUACACAUAUAGAGGACUCAGUUCAAAAGCCUAUCACUACUCAUUCUCAAGCUAAUAGCGGUGCAAGACUUAGAAAUAUGCAAGCGGCGGGUUCGGGUGGAGCUAAUCAGGAUAGUGGGUCGAGAUCUACUGCAUGA
Molecule: messenger RNA, 771 nt
Organism: Nicotiana tabacum (common tobacco)
Lineage: Eukaryota; Viridiplantae; Streptophyta; Magnoliopsida; Solanales; Solanaceae
Source: RefSeq, a predicted model, not a curated record